Messenger RNA from Lecanosticta acicola, 3045 nucleotides. The record is from the annotation of a GenBank genome assembly. Lineage: Eukaryota; Fungi; Ascomycota; Dothideomycetes; Mycosphaerellales; Mycosphaerellaceae.
AUGGCUGGCAGUGAGCAACAGCAACAACACAACAGCGCCAAGCGCCGCAGACUCGACACCGACUCCAGCGAUGCCGAACAUCACCUCUCCAUCAAGCCUCGCGAUGGCCGCACGCACCACCCAUUCACGAGAUCGCGCACCCGACCGCAGAGUCCCCACGACCGCUUCGAGGGCCCGGAGCCCGGGGUGGACGACAGCAGCGCCGUCGCCGCCCUAGAUCGCGACUGGUAUACCUACGGCGAGGAAGGCACCGUGCUCGGCGAUGAGACGCACAACCCCUUCGAUGGCGGUGGCGGAGGAGGAAUGGAAGCUUCCUGGGCGGACCAGGAACGCGAGAGGGAAUUACACGAGAAGAAACUCGCGGUGCGGCGGCGGAUCAAUCCGAAAUUCCUACAGCGACAGCGGGAUAACGAUGCGUGGGAGACGAAUCGCAUGCUGGCGAGUAGCGUGGCGCAGACGCGCGAGGGGGGCGUUUUCGACGACGACAUUGAGGGGGAGGAAGCGAUGCGGGUGCACCUGCUGGUUCACGAUCUGCGGCCGCCUUUCCUGGAUGGCAAGAGCGUGUUUACGAAAUUGAUGGAGCCCGUGAGUGCGGUGCGGGAUCCGCAGAGCGAUAUGGCGGUCUUUGCGCGCAAGGGCAGUCGGGUGGUCAAGGAGAGGAGGGUGCGGAAGGAGAGGGAGAAGCAGGCGCGGGAGGCUACGGCUGCGAAGGGGACGGCGCUGGGGAAUAUCAUGGGGGUCAAGGGGGAGGAGGAGGAUACGGAUUCUGCGAUUGCGCCGGGGGCGGGGGAAGGGAGGAAUACGGGGUCGAAGUUUUCGGAACAUCUGAAGAAGCAGGAACGACAGCCGGGACAGGGACAGUCUGAUUUCUCGAGGAGGAAAUCUCUGAGGGAGCAGAGGGAGUAUCUGCCCGCUUUUGCGGUGCGGGAGGAAUUGCUGAAGGUGGUGAGGGAUAAUCAAGUGAUUAUCGUGGUGGGACAGACGGGGUCGGGCAAGACGACGCAGUUGACGCAGUUUCUGUAUGAGGAUGGGUAUGCGAAGAAUGGCAUGAUUGGGUGCACGCAACCGAGACGUGUGGCCGCCAUGUCCGUUGCGAAGCGUGUCAGCGAGGAGAUGGAAGUUCCACUGGGUGAUCUGGUGGGGUAUGCGAUUCGAUUUGAGGAUUGCACGAGCAAGGCGACGCAGAUUAAAUACAUGACCGAUGGCGUUCUGCUCCGGGAGUCCCUCACGAACCCGGAUCUGGACCAGUAUAGCUGCAUCAUCAUGGACGAGGCGCACGAGCGAGCGCUCAAUACGGACGUUCUGAUGGGCUUGAUCAAGAAAGUACUUGCAAGACGGCGGGAUCUGAAACUCAUUGUUACGUCGGCGACGAUGAACGCGGAGCGGUUCGCUCGCUUUUACGGAGGAGCGCCCGAGUUCUUCAUUCCCGGACGAACCUUUCCCGUGGACAUUCAGUAUUCGCGAGGACCCUGCGAGGAUUAUGUGGACAGUGCUGUGAGGCAGGUUCUGGCGAUUCAUGUUAGCCAGCCGGCGGGCGAUAUCUUGGUCUUCAUGACUGGACAAGAGGAUAUUGAGGCGACGUGCGAGCUUGUGGCGGAGAGACUCGCGCAGCUGAACGACCCUCCGAAGCUCAGCAUUCUGCCCAUCUACUCGCAGAUGCCGGCGGAUUUGCAGGCCAAGAUCUUUGAUCGCGCGGCGCCGGGAGUGCGAAAAGUCAUUGUUGCGACGAAUAUCGCCGAGACUUCCCUGACGGUCGACGGGAUCAUGUAUGUCGUCGAUUGUGGGUUUAGCAAGCUGAAAGUCUACAACCCACGCAUGGGCAUGGAUACGCUUCAGAUUACGCCCAUCAGUCAAGCCAACGCAAGUCAAAGAGCUGGUCGUGCGGGGCGAACGGGACCUGGUCGUGCUUUUCAUCUCUACACCGAGCGCGCUUUCAAGGAGGAAUUCUACAUUGCGACGAUUCCUGAAAUUCAGAGGACGAAUCUGGCCAAUACUGUGUUGCUGCUGAAGAGCCUCGGGGUGAAGAAUCUCCUGGACUUUGAUUUCAUGGAUCCUCCUCCGCAGGACACCAUUACCACUUCGCUCUUCGACCUGUGGGCGUUGGGUGCCUUGACGAAUUUGGGAGAGCUGACGGAUCUGGGCAAACUCAUGACCAGCUUCCCCAUGGAUCCGUCGCUCGCCAAGCUCGUCAUCACAUCUUCGACUACUUACCGGUGUGCCGAGGAGAUGAUCACCAUCGUCUCCAUGCUCUCCGUCCCUUCCGUCUUCUAUCGCCCCAAAGAGCGCCUGGAAGAAGCCGACGCCGCGCGAGAGAAAUUCUUCGUGCACGAUUCCGAUCAUCUGACUCUUCUCACAGUCUAUCAACAGUGGGUCGCCAAUGGCCGCAAAGACGGCUGGUGCGUCAAACACUUCCUGCAUCCGAAAACUCUCCGCCGCGCGGAAGAGAUUCGACAACAGAUUACGGACAUCAUGACCUCCAACAAGAUGGAAAUCACCUCGUGCGGGUAUGACCUGGAUAUCGUGCGGGAAUGUAUCUGCUCUGGAUACUACCAUCAAGCCGCCAAACGCCGAGGCUUAGGCGAAUACGUGAAUCUGCGGACGAGCGUGACGAUGGCAUUGCAUCCCACCUCGGCGCUGUAUAACUCUGGGGAUCCGCCCGACUACGUCGUCUACCACGAACUGAUCCUCACGAGUAAAGAGUACAUGAGCGUCGCCACGGCCGUGGACGCGCACUGGCUGGCGGAUCUGGGCGGGGUGUUUUACUCCGUCAAGGAGAAGGGGUAUAGCGCGAUCCAGGGGCGGAAGGAAGUGGAAUUCUCGAAGAAGGCGGAGUUGGAGGCGGCUAUUCGGAGGGAUCGCGAGAGGCAGAAGGGGGAUGAGGAGAGGGAGAGGGAGAGGGAGAGGGAGAGGAUGGGUCCGCCGGGUGGUGGGGGGAAGAGUAGUGGUGGUGGUGGUGGUGGUGUUGGUGUUGGGAAGAAGCCCGGUGGGAAGGGGAGUAGUGCGGUUGUGAGGCCUCGUGUUGGGGGUAGGAAGAGGGGGAUCUGA